This is a messenger RNA of Salvia hispanica, 1389 nucleotides long. The record is from RefSeq and is a predicted model, not a curated record. NCBI's taxonomy places the organism in Eukaryota, Viridiplantae, Streptophyta, Magnoliopsida, Lamiales, Lamiaceae.
CAGCUUAGCUGUUGAUAUAUGGAGUCUCGGAUGCACUGUUAUAGAAAUGGCGACAUCAAAGCCACCUUGGUCCCAGUAUGAAGGGGUCGCAGCUAUGUUCAAGAUUGGAAAUAGCAAGGAACUUCCAACAAUUCCAGAUCACCUCUCAGAUGAAGGGAAAGACUUUGUGAGGCUAUGCUUGCAGCGGGUUCCACAGAAUCGUCCUUCAGCUGCUCAGCUUUUGGAGCAUGCUUUUGUGAAAAAUGUUGUGCCUCUGGAGAAACAAAUACCUAGUCCAACCUCCUCAGAUCAUCCUUCAGUGACAAAUGCUUCAAAAUCUAUGGGCAUCGGUAACGCAAGAGUUCAUCAGCAACUGGAUACAGAGAGACUUGCUAUCCAUUCAUCUAGAAUAUCAAAAUCUAAUUUUCAAUCUAGUGAGAUGUACAUAUCAAGGAACAUAUCAUGUCCGGUCUCUCCAAUCGGAAGUCCUCUUCUGUAUCCAAGGUCGCCCCAGCACUUAAGUGGAAGAAUGUCUCCUUCACCUAUAUCAAGCCCCCGCACGACAUCUGGUUCAUCCACGCCUCUUACUGGUGGCAUCGGUGCCAUCCCGUUCCACAAUCAGCCUAUGUUAUCAUCGCAAGAGGGUUAUGGGACCGGGAACUUGCACUUGCGCCCACCCAGCCACUCUUACUGGGAUCCCGACAUUCUUCGAGGGGCACAGCCAGGAAAUCAUGCCUUCCGGGAACUGACAUCCUACGAUAAUGACGCUCUCGGAAAGCAAUUCGUAAGGACUGCAAACGGAGAUCUUUACGAUAAACAGUCGGUGCUGGCUGAUCGCGUGUCUCAGCAACUGCUCAGAGAUCCCGCCAAGCUGAACCAGUCAUUUGAUCUCUCCCCUUCACCUCCAUUCCCGUGCCAGCGUACAACCUGAGUAUAGCCUUGUUCGUUGUCGACAUAAUUAGGAAUUUUGGUGGUUGAGCAGUCACUAUUUUUUGGCACACUCCACAACCAACCAUCACCAUUGUUUUAUUUGUUGAGAUGCUAUUUGAACAGCAGGGAUGAAGAAGAUCUUGCUUUUUGCAGCACUACCCUGCCUUCGCACCAUGUCUGGUGCACGAUGAACGCAGCUUCUAGAACGUUCUUUUCCUAAUAUGAAAAAUCUGACUGGUCCUAGCUCUAGCUAGUGAGAGGUUGAUUGACCUUGGUGAUUACAGCUUCCAUUGUAUAGUCAUUGUUGAAUCUUUGAUAUAUGAGGAAAUCAAAAUGUAUAUUUACAUUAUUGAAUAGAAAGAGGGUAGAAAUCAUCACCCCUGAGGUUAAUUGAUAGCUGUAGAACUAUUACUAUUACUGUAUGCGAACUGUUACUGCACUAAGUGAAAAAUGGAGAUAACAAAUCCACAUUUGCAUCAA